AUGUUUUCGCAGCCAGUAUCACCGACGCCGCCUGGGCUGACUUCGACGGUUUCGCCCUCGCCUUCCAGAACCAGCCGCCUGCGUGGCCUGAGCAUCCUGCGCAACUACACGCACAACCAUCUCCUGUCGCGUGACAACAGCCAUCACGCAAACGGCACCAAUAGCAACAGCAACAGCAACAGCAACAACAACAGCGGCGGCAGCUCGCCCUCAACCAGCCAGUCGGGCAACGGCCUCACGCGGUCCGUCAGCUACUCUCCCGUCACCUCAACCACGACCACGACAACUUCCAACGCCGCCACGAGCCCCAACAGACUGACGCUGGUGGCUACCUCUCCCGACUCCAGGACGCCCAACUCAAGGGCUUCGGCCACGAGCCCGGCCUCAAAUACCCCGUUUGCCCAGGCGAGUGCCUCGUCCUCGUCUUCUGCCCCCGAGUCGCCCUCAACCAUCGAAGAACAUCCAGCCAUGGCCCGAUCCAACGAAGGGUCGAGCUCGUCCGACAACCAGCCUUCCAUCCGAUUCUCUGCAUACUACGACCCCCGAUCCACACGGCCAUCGCUGUCCUUCCCGCCCGUCUCCAGGACGCUGUCCAACGGCACCGAAAUCAUCCGCGUUGGCCGCUACUCUGAGCGCGACAGCCAUGCCCUGUCCAACGGGCAGGGCGCGGCGGCUCCCGUGGGCUUUAAGAGCAAGGUCGUGAGCCGCCGCCACUGCGAGUUUUGGUACGAGAACGGCAAGUGGUACAUCAAGGACGUCAAGAGCUCGUCCGGCACGUUCCUCAACCAUAUUCGAUUGAGCCCGCCGUCGCAGGAGAGCAAGGCGUUUGCCGUUAACGAUGGCGACAUUGUGCAGCUUGGCAUCGACUUUAAGGGAGGCGAGGAAAUGAUUUUCCGCUGUGUCAAGAUGAGGUUGGAGCUGAACCGCGGGUGGCAGAACAAGCCCAACACGUUCAACAUGGCCGCUCACAAGAGGCUUCGUAACAUGGCAACCACGGGAGCAGCAGGCUCUGCAUCCAGCACAAAUUCCCAGGAUUGCUCCAUUUGCCUCAACUCGAUUGGCCCUUGCCAAUCACUCUUCGUUGCCCCUUGCUCUCACACAUGGCACUUCAAGUGCGUACGCGCUUUACUCACCUCGCCACAAUAUCCCAUCUUCAUCUGUCCCAACUGCCGUGCCGGAGCCGACCUGGAAGCCGAUGUCGAGGACCCCGAGGAGUGGCAAAACCUGGAUGAUUUUGACGGCCCCGAAGAGCCGGCCGCCCCUACCACCAUCGAUGCACCCGCUCCAGAAAUCGAAUUGCCUCUGCCUUCUCCCUCUGAAGAACCACACGAAGCAACGGUUCAGGAAACAGAUACCAUGGACGUGACUGUCAAUUUUACUUCAACAGCCAGCCCGGCCGAGAGCCCGACGGCACCGCACGCAACCUCCGAGCCGUUGCCCAUAAGAGGAGCUGGCCGUACCGCUCAUUUGCGAGAAAACGGCACUCCCUCGCCACCUGGCAGCGGGGCUGAGGGCCUCAUCACGCCUAGGAAUAAUGCAGGGCCAUGGGUAUUUGACGGUAGGGCAGGUCGACAACCACCGAGCGACACAGCCGAUAUGCCGAGCCUCGACUCUGCGGCAGACGCCGACAUGACUACACAUGAAUCCAGCGACGACUCUGCCAGCCGGUAG
This is a messenger RNA of Trichoderma harzianum CBS 226.95, 1671 nucleotides long. RefSeq lists its product as hypothetical. Bases 1 to 1671 code for a protein of 556 amino acids. The transcript has 3 exons. Gene Ontology annotation, cellular component: mitotic spindle pole body; cell division site; cytosol. The record is from RefSeq and is a predicted model, not a curated record. Gene Ontology annotation, molecular function: ubiquitin protein ligase activity; protein binding. Lineage: Eukaryota; Fungi; Ascomycota; Sordariomycetes; Hypocreales; Hypocreaceae. Gene Ontology annotation, biological process: ubiquitin-dependent protein catabolic process; mitotic spindle assembly checkpoint signaling; negative regulation of septation initiation signaling.